AUGGUCUUGCUCCGUGCUGGCCUGACUGCUGCUUGUGAGAAAGAUGAGAUCUGCUUGAGUGGCUUGAGAGAAUAUGGUGGCAUGGGCUUGGACUUCUCCUAUAGCAUUGCAGUGGCAGAGGAGCUGGGAAAUAUUCGCUGUGGAGGUAUUCCUAUGGCUAUUGGAGUGCAAGCUAGCAUGGCUACUCCAGCUCUUGCAAGGUUUGGUUCUGAUGAGUUGAAAAAACAGUUCCUCACACCAACUAUAGCUGGGGAUUUUGUGGCUUGCUUGGGAAUCAGUGAAGCUGGAGCUGGGUCAGAUGUUGCAAAUAUCAAGACAACAGCUGUGAGAAAAGGCAAUGAAUAUGUCAUAAAUGGCGGUAAGAUGUGGACUACAUCUGGGUGCCAAGCAGACUGGAUGUGCCUGCUGGCAAACACCAGUGAAGGACAUCCCCAUCGCAAUAAAUCUCUGAUAUGUCUGCCAAUGAAGCUACCUGGGAUUCUUGUUGCUAAAAAGAUAGACAAACUGGGCAUGAGGUCAUCGGAUACAGCUCAGAUCUUUUUUGAAGACGUAAGGGUGCCCAGCAGCAACCUCAUCGGUGAGGAAGGAAUGGGGUUUACGUACCAGAUGUUGCAGUUCCAAGAAGAGCGGCUGUGGGGAGUAGCCAAUGUGCUGACAGCGCUGGAGACGCUGCUGGCAGAGACGACGGAGUACACGGGCCGGCGGGAGGCGUUCGGCCGGCCCGUGCUGCACAAUCAGGCCGUGCACUUCCGCCUGGCCGAGCUGGCGGCCGAGCUGGAGCUGCUGCGUUCCCUGCUCCACCGCGCC
Messenger RNA from Merops nubicus (carmine bee-eater), 807 nucleotides. RefSeq names its product probable acyl-CoA dehydrogenase 6. Lineage: Eukaryota; Metazoa; Chordata; Aves; Coraciiformes; Meropidae. The annotation marks the transcript as partial. Gene Ontology annotation, biological process: fatty acid beta-oxidation using acyl-CoA dehydrogenase. Gene Ontology annotation, molecular function: flavin adenine dinucleotide binding; acyl-CoA dehydrogenase activity. The transcript has 6 exons. The record is from RefSeq and is a predicted model, not a curated record.